UAAUUUUCUUAUGUAAAUAAACUAUUAUUGGAUCUUUAUUAAUUUAUGAUUCAAUAUUUAAACACUACUUGAACCAUACAUCAUUCAAUAUCGUAAUGACGAAUGAUCUCAUCCAUUCAUCGUUUGAAUUUUUCACCAAUCAUUUAUCUGGUUCAAUAAUGAUUCGAUUCAACAAUAUUAUUGUUAUUCUGGUCAUCAUUCAUAUUCUUACCAUUUCAAUAUCCAAUGAAUCAGGUCAUGUAAAUUGUCGUAUUGAAGAAAAUUCUUUUAAAAGUUUUCAAGAAAAUGGAAUCAUUAAAACUGUUAUCACUGUUGACAAGAUGGCGCCAUCAGCUAAAAUGAAUGAUCAUUAUGAAACAGAAAAUUGGAUUGAUAAUCAAUUGGGCCCUAAUGAUCCAUCAUUAUCACCAUCAUCGUCAUCAUCAUCAUCGAAUUCUGACAAGAAUGGUUCGAGUACUAGUACAAUGGUAAUCGGAUUGCUGAAGAAAGCAUUUCGUUUAUUGAAUCUAAAGCAAAUGGUUCAAAAUUUUCAACAAGGACGAUCAUCAUCCGGUGCAUGUUUGGGCUGUAAAAUAACAAUGACUGGUGUUAAAUAUUUAAUCGAUUAUGGUAGAGGUUUUGAAGAUGUUGCCUAUGUUACUAAAUAUUUAUGUAAAACGCUUGCUUUACAAACGGAUCGUGUUUGUGAUGGAUACGUGGAUAACUUCAUUGAGGAAUUCGUUGUUGUCAUGUCCAAAGUGAAUAUCAGCUCGAAUGAAAUAUGUGGCUUUUUGUUAGGUGAAACAUGCAAUCAAGUUGUUCAUCCGCUUUACAAAUGGAAUAUUCGUUUACCUGAUCGACCUUUGUUUACUAAACCAUUAUUUCGUUGGCCAUUCCGUGCACAACAAUCGUUCAAAGUGCUGCAAAUAUCCGAUCUUCAUAUUGAUCUUGAUUAUCAGGAAAAUUCUAAUGCAGUCUGUAAUGAACCUUUAUGUUGUCGAGCUGAUUCACCACCAUCAACAUCAUCAACACCAAAAGUUAAAACAUCACAUCGUGCAGGUUAUUGGGGUGAUUAUAGAGAUUGUGAUGUACCAUUAAGAUUGGUUGAACAAACAUUUCAAUGGAUUCGACAAAAUCAUCCGGAUAUUGAAUAUAUUUUAUGGACUGGUGAUAUACCACCGCAUGAUAUUUGGAAUCAAACAAAACAAAGUCAGCUUAAUUAUAUUGAUAUAGCUGGUCAUUUGUUUGAUAAAUAUUUUAGUCAUGUUCCAAUUUAUCCAGUAGUCGGUAAUCAUGAAAGUUUACCCAUGAACAGCUUUCCACUAUAUUCACAUCCGGCAAUCAAACAAAAAUAUUCCAAACAAUGGUUAUAUGAUCGAUUAUCAUCAAUAUGGUUACGUUGGUUGCCAUCCGAUACACGUUCAACAAUCGAAAGGGGAGCUUAUUUUGCAACAAGAGCUAAGAAAGGAUUAAAAAUCAUAUCGUUGAAUACAAAUUUUUGUAAUACACAAAAUUGGUGGGUUUUGUUGAAUGCAACUGAUCCUGGUCAACAAUUAGAAUGGCUUAUACAGCAACUAACUGAAUCGGAAAGAUUAGGUGAAAUGGUUCAGAUUAUUGGACAUGUACCACCAGGUUCAAAUGAUUGCGCUCAGAUAUGGAGUAUGAAUUAUAAUCAAAUUGUUAAUCGAUUUGCUUCGAUUAUUAAAGGACAAUUUUUUGGCCAUACUCAUAAUGAUGAAUUUGAAAUAUUUUAUCGAGAAGUACGACCAGAAUUGGAUUCAGAUCAUGAAACAACAUAUAUGCCCACUAAUGUUGCUUACAUUGGACCUAGUGUAACUACAUUUGGAAAUGUUAAUCCUGGCUAUCGAAUCUAUGUCGUCGAUCAACAAACAUUCGAUAUUAUUGAUCAUGAAACAUAUUUUCUUAAUUUAACUGAAGCUAAUCUAGCUAGAGAUCGAAUGCCAUUACAAUAUCGACUUGCAUAUCGUGCUAGUCAAGCUUAUGAAAUGAAUACAUUAUCACCGACUGAAUGGCAUCGAUUAGUAAUGAGAAUGCGAACACCAAUCAAUCGCAAAGAAAGAUCCGCUCGUAGAAUGCAAGAAUCGAAUCGAUUAUUUAAAUAUUUUAAUCAUUAUUUCUACAAUCUUAGCGAUAAUAUUGGCGAUAAUAAUAAAUGUGAUGAUGAAAAUUGCAAAUAUGAAAUGUUAUGUCGACUACUCACUGCUCAUUCUUAUAACACAACAAUGUGUCAACAUUUUUUAUUAUAAUCAAAUCAAAUCAAAUCAAAUCAAAUCAGAUCUCUUAAAUUAAUAUUUCCA
This is a messenger RNA of Dermatophagoides pteronyssinus (European house dust mite), 2297 nucleotides long. RefSeq names its product sphingomyelin phosphodiesterase-like. The record is from RefSeq and is a predicted model, not a curated record. NCBI's taxonomy places the organism in Eukaryota, Metazoa, Arthropoda, Arachnida, Sarcoptiformes, Pyroglyphidae. Gene Ontology annotation, molecular function: sphingomyelin phosphodiesterase activity. Gene Ontology annotation, biological process: sphingomyelin catabolic process.